AUGGCAGACUCUCAGGUCGUAGACCUACCUGCUCGUCCUGAUACAACAGUUCCAGUCACCCCUGUCAACCAAAACCCACCUCCUGUUCAAGAAACACCUGUCGCUGUUAAACCUACUACUCAAAUUCACGCCAUGAGUCUGCCACUGGCAAACGAAGCAUAUGCUCAAAUCUCAAAUGAGACCAGGGGUCACUAUCUCGUUGGGAUGGACCCACUCGAAUUCCUUGACAACUUUCUUCCCUGGAACGCAAACACACCAACACAUUAUCAACAAAAACCCAUAAGCGAAACUAGAGAAAGCAAACUCAAAUCUGUACCGCCAAUAAAGGGGGCAAGACAGCCAGAACUUUCUAUGUAUAAGCACUAUAUCGACGCUUUGGAUGACUGGGUCACUGGAAUUGACAACAGUCAGAAAUUGCGAUUUGCGCACUUCAAAAAUCCCGAUGCCGAUUGCGCGUCAUUGAAUGUGGACGUGUCUACGUACUGGCAGUCCGAUUUUCCAUCUAUACCUUCUGAUGGUUCAUGCGCAUUUUCUCGUCAACAAACACACGAGGAAUUCAAAGUUGAUCACUCGUACGACCCAUUUGCCCAUGUUAACGACGAAAAGCCGAACACCAAGGACCCCAUCGAGAACGCUACCAGUGAACCGGAUCCUUCCAACUCUGCCUCUGCUGACGUUGCUGAUAGCACCGAAAAUGCGGCCGAGGACGCAGACGAGCCCGCUAGUUCUCUCCAUGUUGUCAAUGAAAAUGAAAGAGAUGCUGAAGGCCUCGACAAAGAUCGUGAUAGCACUGGAAAGGGAGUCGAGGAUGCAGAGAAGCCUGCUAGCUCUCUUGAUGUCGUCAAUGAAAUUGAAAGCGAUUCUAAAAGCUCUGAAGAGGGUUCCGAAUACGCUCCGUCAAAUGAUUCUCAGGACGCCUUGAAAGAGAAUGUCAAGCAACCUCCCGUGGUCAAAGCCGCCGACGCUUCCAAACAAUCUGCGGGCUCUCGCGCUUUGGUCUCUGAGGUUGAGAAAGACACACAGCGUGCAAUCCAUACACGUGGUCAAAUUGCUGCUUACGCCGGUGUAGCAAUGUCUAUGGCAUUCAGGUCCCAUUUCUUCUCCUUGUUGAUUCUGGGAGAAUUCGCGCGGUUCAUACGAUGGGACCGUCGAGGCGCCGUUGUUAGCACCCGAUUCAACUAUGUCAAACGACCUAGUUUGAUCUUUGGGUUUUAUCUUCGCUUCGGUCAAUUGUCACUCCGCCAAAGAGGAUUCGAUACCAACGCUGUUCGCGUUCCUAACAAAACGCUUCCUGAUGAUGUGGCGAGUGCCUUUGAUAAAUAUUACGAACAGUCCUGGCAUAAAGGAGCAAAAUUCAGUCAUCACAGGAACAAUUUUGAUGGCAGGCCUCGGAGACCCGCGAAAGAGUCAAAUUUCUAUCGCGUUACUCUCCAUGAUUCCGCUAUACGUCAAACCGAUGCAUUUUUUGUGCCAGCACCUACAUACAGGCCUAAUAUCCUCAACCCUUUUACGCGCGGCUCUAGGCGAUCAUUGGCCUUUUUAGAUCAUCCCAAGCCGUCGGAGAGAAAGAUGUGCUUCAUGAAGGAUUCGUGGCAAGAGGGUUCAGCGCGCACAGCGCCUGAAGCUGAUAUAUAUCGCAGACUUUAUGAGCAUGGGGUUCCGAAUAUUGCGUCCAUGCGCCUUGGCGAUGACGUUGAUGAUUUGAAGACUGAGACGCAGGAGUGGUGGGGCCGUCUCAACCACAGCGGAAGAUUCAAACAUUUUGGACUUAUGGUCUGCCAUCGCCUUGUGCUCAACACCGUUGCUCGAGAUCUGUCCACGUUCACGUGGUGCAAAGUUCUUCUUUCAUGUCUUGCGGAUGUUGUUGAUGCCGCUCAAGCAGCAUUCAAGGCCGGGGUUUUACACAGAGACCUUAGCGCGGGUAAUAUUAUGAUUGUGCAAAAUCCGAACACUAAAGAAUGGAGAGGAAUCCUGAUUGACUGGGAUAUGUGUUUGCUCCUUGACGAGCGUCACAAGCAUAAACAAAUGUGCACUGGACGAACAGGUACCUGGGCAUUUAUUUCGGCAAGGCUUCUUCAGGCGCAUCCAUCUGAGCCUGUUAUGCACUCCCUCGGAGAUGAUAUGGAGUCUAUCUUUUGGGUUCUUGUCUACCAAGUACUGCGGUACACUCGUCAUGAAGAUGGCCCACAUGCUCUGUACAAGAAGAUGGAUGAGCUCUUCAAUGAUUCGGUUAUAGAUCGCGGCGUGGUUGUUGGGGGAGACCGCAAGGUGGCCGCUAUUAUUUUUUGCUCCCUUGGACGUGUCAGCCAAUCCAUGGGCAAGUUCAAGGUCUCCGCUCUUAACCGCAUUUUUCGCACUCUCGGUACCCAUUUUUUGCCUCGUUACCCCAAAGAACAGAAUGGAGACCUAGAUUCAGAUGACCAUACUCCCCCUGCCGAUCCCGUUGUUAAUUGGGAUAGCCCGGAUGAGAAGUGGUUUUCCAAUUUUCUACGAAGCACAGCUGAAUCAAUGGCCCCACUGGGCAUAACCCCUACUGCAUUAGAGUCACUGACCAAUGAUUCCAAGCCCCCACUCCCACCAACCUUACCGAAACGUGCAAAGAUUAGUCUUUAUCCGGCCGACUAUUUCGAAAUGACGUGGUGGAAAGAUGAGAACGACUCCAAAAAAUCUAACGAAAACGCCUUCAGUAAGGUUGCUACCAGCUCUCGACUGAACCACAUGGACGGACUCUCAGCUAGUACAAGUAAGCGUCCUCUCGAAGUUGAUGAUGAUGACGAUGAUAAUGAAGGACACGGGAGGGGCGGUGACUCCAGGGUUAGAGUCAAGAGGCAACGACCACUGUAA
Messenger RNA from Psilocybe cubensis, 2844 nucleotides. RefSeq lists its product as uncharacterized. The transcript has 4 exons. The coding region runs from base 1 to 2844 and encodes 947 amino acids. Gene Ontology annotation, molecular function: protein kinase activity. Lineage: Eukaryota; Fungi; Basidiomycota; Agaricomycetes; Agaricales; Agrocybaceae. The record is from RefSeq and is a predicted model, not a curated record. Gene Ontology annotation, biological process: protein phosphorylation.